Molecule: messenger RNA, 1251 nt
Organism: Physella acuta
Lineage: Eukaryota; Metazoa; Mollusca; Gastropoda; Physidae
Product: ryncolin-1-like
Source: RefSeq, a predicted model, not a curated record
UCGGUAUGGCCAAGUGAUAACCACGUCAUUUGUCUCUGCGCUGUGUGACUACAUCCAUGGGGACUCUGAAAAUGUUUGCUGGAGCUUUUGUUCUCUAUUUCUUUCUGGGUUCUGGUGUGUUUGCCACAGACGAAACAAGCUUGAUAGACAUUAUAAUCAAACUUCAAGCUAUGCAAGGAACUAUAAAUGAAAACCGAAAAAAGCUUCAGACAAUCCCAAGCACACUUGAAGAUCUGAAAGAAACGGUACAAGAUAUUCAAAGCAAGCUUAAGACAAUCCCAAGCAAACUUGAAGAUCUGAAAGAAACUGCACAAGAGAAUCAAAACAACCUUCAGGCAAUCCCAAGCAAAUUUGAAGACAAUAAUAUCCAGCUCAAAACUAUAGAAGGAACUGUACAAGAUAAUCAAAACAGACUCCUGGCUAUUCCAAACAAAUUGCAAACGCUUCAAGAAACUGUACAAGAAAAUAAAAAGCUACUACAUGUGUUGGAGAUACUAUUACGCAUUCCAAUCGAAACUUGUAAAAUUGAUAUGAACAGAACUCUAUUUACAAAAUACUACACGAUCUAUGGUGAAAAACUGGCUUUGUGUGAUACAGAAACUGACGGUGGAGGAUGGAUUGUUAUUCAGAGACGCAUAAAGGGAGACGUUUUAUUUAAUAGAACCUGGGAAGAAUAUAAGCAAGGAUUUGGUUCCGUCGAAGGGGACUUUUGGAUAGGAAAUGACAAAAUCUCAAGUUUGACUAUGAUUGGCUACAAUGAACUUAGGUUUGACAUGAAAUAUAAAGGUGCAUCCUACUACAUGGUAUACAGUAAUGUGAAGGUGGGAAAUGAAGCAGAUUUGUAUAGGUUAAAGUUUACAUACAAGACAGGCAACACUACAGACAACUUGAGUUAUCACAAUGGAAUGGCUUUUUCCACAUUUGAUAAAGACAAUGAUGGAGAAGCUGGAGGCAGCUGCGCCCUGGCAUUUAAGAGCGGCUGGUGGUUUAACAGAUGCCAUCUUGUGAACAUGAACGGCGUGUGGGCAUGUAAAGCCAAUGCUGAAGGAAUUAACUGGAUAGCUAUAACACAAUAUAUAGAUUCUCUGGAAUACAUCGAGAUGAAACUACGUCGACUUUGAACUUUAAAGAUUAAACCUAACAGCUCUCUUCACAUAUGUGGCAUUUCUUUACUAAAGUUUGAAAAUCGAAAGAAAUGUUACCUAAUUGUAUUCCUUCUAUGUUUUAAGAGCAUUAAAAGCUGAUCAACGA